Molecule: messenger RNA, 896 nt
Organism: Daldinia vernicosa
Lineage: Eukaryota; Fungi; Ascomycota; Sordariomycetes; Xylariales; Hypoxylaceae
Product: MED7-domain-containing protein
Exons: 2
Coding region: 146-868 (240 amino acids)
Biological process (GO): regulation of transcription by RNA polymerase II
Cellular component (GO): core mediator complex; mediator complex
Molecular function (GO): transcription coregulator activity
Source: RefSeq, a predicted model, not a curated record
UAGAAACAAAACCUAAGAAACACAAGAACCUUAUACACGUCUUCUUUUCCACAUAUAUACCCCAAUUAACACAUCCACAUAACUUCCAUUACGUAUUUCCACCCGUUCAUUCGAUAUAGUAUCUGUAACUGUAACCGACAACGAAAUGGAGGAAGAAGACCAAGUCCUGGUGUCAUCCACUUGGCCGCCGCCGCCUCCCUUCUGGCGCGACUUUACGCCCGAAAACAUUGCACGUAUUGACGAGUUACGCAAGCAAGAAGCAGCAAAGGAGGGGAUUGAGGAUGCCUCGAAAGUGCGCCUUCAGGGAUUGCCUCGCGAGCUGCGCAAUCUCCAGCCGCCACCAGAACCCGCAGAUGGAGUAUGGAGAGUCUUCGGAGAUACCUACAAAUUAAAGGAUGAGCUUCCGCGACUCGAGGAUACCGAUGUCAAGCCGCUAUUCCCGAAUCCAGAAGAGAGGGAUCAAGACGGCAAGCACUUUGAUCGUGCACUCAUCCUCAAGAGAUUGGCCAAAUCGUUACUAUUAAACUUCCUAGAGCUUACGGGAUUGCUAGCUAUCAACCCCGAAGCUGCUGAAGAGAAGACCCAAGACAUGCGCCACCUAUUUCUCAACUUCCACCACCUCAUCAACGAGUACCGACCCCACCAAGCCCGCGAGUCGCUGAUAUCUAUGAUGCAGGCGCAGUUGGACCGUACGCGAGCCGAGACUAACGCGAUCCGGGACGCAAAGGAUAAGGCUGAACGUAUCAUGGAAGGCCUAGGCAGUUUAAAGAUCGAAUAUGAACUUGUCGACAAGUUAACAACCUCUAAGAAGACGGAAUCGUGGAGCUACCAGAGAGAGACGUGGACGUCGGUCGCCAGAGAUCUCUAGGAAGGGACGCCGCAUACUGCUUCUCUGG